Molecule: messenger RNA, 624 nt
Organism: Strongylus vulgaris
Lineage: Eukaryota; Metazoa; Nematoda; Chromadorea; Rhabditida; Strongylidae
Source: the annotation of a GenBank genome assembly
UUGCAGAAGGAUCGUGAUCUCGAAAUAGCAGCAAAAAUUGGCCAAUCACUCUUAGAACAGAACAAAGAUCUCCAACAACGCACCGAAUUUCUCGAAGAAAGCUUAGCGAAAAGUUCUGAGGAAAUGGUGCAAAUGAAGCAUGAGCUCGAUAGAAAAGCCGAGCUACUUCGGGUUUAUUGUCAUUAUGACGAUGACGGCUUCACCCGAGAAACCAUUGAUGAUUCUCUUAAGAAACGCCUAGAGAAAACUCGAGAAACCAUUGAUGAUUCUCUUAAGAAACGUCUAGAGAAAACUCGGUUAGAAAACCUUCAACUGAAACGAGAUGUGUUCUCGAUGAAGAAGGAGAUGGAGGCGCAAAUAGAGCGAGAUCGAAAGAAAUACGAAGAAGUAUCGCGACAACUCGAGCAAGCACAACAUCAGAUUGUCUCUCUUCACGCUCAAGUCAUCGAACGAGGCGAAGAUUACGCCGCGCAAUCGCUUGUGGUGGAGAAAUUACUUCGUGAAAUCUCGCUUAAAUGUUGUCGAGAACGAGAGGUAAGUGUCUACGAUAUUUGCGCUCUUCGGUUAUUCUUCUUAAUAACAUCGUUUACCCAUCUGCUCAUUUUUAUGAUGUAUAUGCAAUAG